GAAAGAAAGAAAGAAAGAAAGAAAGAAAGAAAGAAAGAAAGAAAGAAAGAAAGAAAGAAAGAAAGAAAGAAAGAAAGAAAGAAAGAAUAUUCAACUAACCUUGAUUUCACUCUAGAACCAAGGCUUUGAACAUUUUUUGUUGGCAUCUAAAUAAUUCCAUAUCACCUUCCACCAGCUGUUUGUUAAAUCAGUGAACCCAUUUUCUCACAGGCUGGGUAGUAUUAAAUUUUGCAUAGGCUGGUACUUCAGAGUUGUUUUCGUUUUCAUGUGUAUUUCUCCCCUUCUUUGGGACUGUAAGAGACUACUAAUGAGAAAUACCACAUGUACCCUCAAACCCAGGUGACAUAUUAACCUAUAUGUUCUCUGAGCUGCUUUCUGCGCUUUCAUUUCUACUUUUUCUUAUAAGGGCUAUUCUUCUAAGAAAGAGCAGGGAGAGAGAUAUUUGGAAGGAAGGGUGAGAAAAACAGCAGAUAUCAAGUAAAAUGGAAGACUUUUAAAAAGCAGAAAGGUACUUGUUCACAUCCUAGUCAAUUGAGGAAUGAUUCUUAUUCCUAUCAAAUGGUGUCAGUUCCCUAUAGAUUGUCAUAGUUGUCAAGGCAACAAGCAUGAGCUAAGCACUUAACUAUGUACCAGACACUAGGCUAAGAUCUGGGGGUAUCAAGAAAAGCCAGUACAGUCUCUGCCCUCAAGGAGCUCAUAUUCUAAUGGGGGAGACAUGCAAACAACUCUAGAUCUACAGGGUAUGUUCAGGGUAAACUGGAAGACAUCUCAGAGAGAGCACCAGUACUGAGGUGGCAGGAGAGAGUUAUACCAAGAGAGGCCUCUUACAGAAGGCUGGAUUAGAACAGUGUUUUGGAGGAAGCCAUGGAAGUUAGUAGGCUGAGAAGAGGAGGAAGAGUAUUCUAGGCAAGAGAGAUAGCCAAUGCACCUGAAAUUUUGUCUAUUAGGGCCUUAGUUAUUCCUUGGAGCUUAUGCUGUUUUUUGCUUUUUUCUUGCUUCUAAAAAAGUUUUAAUUGAUUUCUUUUGUUUCUGCCAUCCCCAUAGUUUUCCCCAGGAUCCUGCCUCCACCUAUCUCAAAGAGCCUUCAAUUUUUUUAAGACAAAAAAAAAGAAAGAAAAGGAAAGAAAUAUGUCCUAACUUAUUAAUACACUAGAAAGCAUGUACAAUGUACAACACUCAUGGGCCUCCUACCUCUGCAAAAGGGUGAGGUGAUUGUGUCUAGACUCUAUAUUCUUUCAAAACAAAUUCCACCCCCCACCCCCCAGCUGCCCUAUUAUAUGAUUCAUGGUGGUUAGUUGGGGAGUGGCCCAUGCCCACAGUCCCCUCUUCUUCUGGAGAGGACAGAGGCAGUGAGUCCAGGAGUUCUGAGCUGGUCAGGCGUCACACUAAAUUCAGCAUUAUUAGAGACCCCUGAAAAGUAGAGGGAUACCUGAGGACGGACAAAUGGGCCCAGAUCAGAAGUUAAAGCUUUGGUGCUGAUCAGGUGAGCUGCACUUCUAGCCUGGGCGAGAUUUAGAGUCCAAAUCUCAGAAGAAAAAAAAAAAAGAUUCAUAGUUAAAUUGAACUACAGAAAUAAUCUCAGCCUGCUGUCAGUGGUUAAAGUCCAAAGAGGAACACAUUGCCUCCUUACCUGUGUAAGUCACUUUAUUCCAGGGAAUACAAGGGAAAAUGAGGCUGGCUUCCCUGAAUCUGCUUCAUGUUUCUGGGAAGUCUAACAGGAAAUGUUAAAAAUGUGCCUUGCUUGAAAUAGGGCCAGGAAAAAAACAUCUAAAAGCGAAACUAACUGUUUUGGUUAACACCCUUCUCCUUGUGGGAGAACUUUCUGUCAUUGCAAAAAAAAAUAUUGCCUGUUUAAAGGUUAUAGAUGAUCAGAAGUGCAUUGCUUUCAUAUCAGAUAAGAUUUUCUUAGAAGAGACCUUCUGGCGGGACAGUCCAGAAUAUUUCAAGGCUGGAAAGGAUCUGAAGGAAUUUUUUCCUCCCUAGGAAUACCAGUAUUCCCUUUCUGCAUGGUGAACAUUCACAAUUGCUUUUUUUUUUUUGCAAAAGUCCAUGUUAGAAAGAUACAAUGGGAAUAAGAAGAUGCUUGUUGGAUUCAAAUGCUACUUAACCCUCAAGACUAGUCAAGGAGAGAAAAUAGUACAAGAAGAACCAAGCAUAGGACCCAGAACACCAGGGUUCAAAUCCUGACUCUGGCAUUUUCUCCCUAAGUGAUCUUGGACAAGUCAUUUAACUCUUCUGGAGUUUGGUUUCUUUACUGGUGCACUGAAGAGGCUCAACCAAAUGAUCUGUAAGGUCCCAUUGCCACUUUAAAUCUGUUAUCUUGUGACCAUCAGAACCAGGAAGCUGGAAAGUUCACUUUCUUUUAUUGAACAGAGAAAUUUCUCUUGAGAUCUAUCUGGAUAAAACUGAAGAAGACAGCUUGGAACAGGGUGAGAGUUGCUUUCAAAGAAGGUGGCUACAAUGAAAUGCAUUUUGUAGGUCUUUCUUCCUCUCUCAGUUUGAUGGGGACUUGCUUCUCUGAAGAUAAAGCAAAGGAAAAUUCCAUAGAAAGAAUAUCCACACACGAUGGCCUUGGCGAGUACAAUGCAGAUACCAGCUCUUGGCCGUCCCUUAUAUCUGGGUACACUCUAUGACUGCCGCACAGAUACCUUCAUCCCUGGCAUCACUUUGUGGGACAGGGAGACCCUCGAGAGCAAUGUAACAAGAGAAGAGCAAUACAAGACUGAAUUUGAUAUCCUCACCUCUGACUCUCUUGGUGCAAAGACUAAUGCCAUGAACAUCCAUGGAGAUCUGAAAGCAAGUGUCCUCGGGGGGAUGGUUGAUAUAGGAGGCUCUGCCAAAUAUUUACAUGACACCAAGACAUCUAAAAAGCUAGUCCGAAUGACUCUCAAGUACAGUAUGACCACACAGUACUGUCAUUUAACAAUGAACCACCUGGGAUAUCAGAAUAUCUCUUAUCCUGAUGUGUUUGAUAAAGGGACAGCCACCCACGUGGUCAUUGCAGUGCUCUAUGGGGCUCAGGCUUUCUUUGUGUUUGAUCAAAAAGUUUCCACUAAUGAAAGGGACAAGGACAUAGAAGGAUCAUUGAAGGCUGAAGUAGAGAAGAUUCCCAAAGUAGCAAUAAAUUUAGGAGGAGAAAUUAAAAAGGAGAAUAAUGAGAAAAUAUCAAGUCAGGAAUUCAAGUGUACCUUUUAUGGGGAUUUUGUUCUUGAGAACAAUCCAGUGACUUAUGAAGAUGCAGUAAAAAUCUAUUCCUCCCUUCCAAAGUUGCUUAGGGGCCAUGGAGUGCCACUUCAAGUCUGGUUGUACCCUCUGGAGAAGCUGAACUCCAAGGCAGCCAAGCUAGCUCGAGGGAUCAGCAUUAGCUUGAUAUGUGAGGCCCAGGACACUCUCGAGGAGUUAUGUGAGUAUAACAAGAAGUGUAAUGACAUGUUGAAGGCAUCAGAGCUCUUCGUUUUUUGUGCAACCAAGGAAAAACUCAGGCUAUUCCAAGAGCUAAAUAAGCAGCACAGACAGAUUUUACAAAAGGAAAUAGCCAUGGUGUUACCCCUGAUCCGGAUGGGCAGAACAGAGGAAGAUAAGCUAGCCAACACUUUAACAAGGGAAAGCCAGUCCCCAUUCAGCUCUAGGAGGCUCUCAGAAUUCCUAGAUCAGAUGUCCCUUGAGAUAAAGGUGGUAAAUUUCUACCUCACCCUUCUGAAGGAGGUGAGAGUCAUAGCUGACCAGAAUGAGUUAGAGGAUAUGGUACUAGGCUCUCCCCACCAAUUUGUCUUAGUGUUUGCAUUCACUUUUUUGCAUGAGGAACCCUUCUUAGCAGAUUGGAAACAGUGGCUUAGGAAUCCAGAUUCAUCCAGUCCUAGAUGUGAGCAAAAGGCAUAUUCCUCUUGGGUGAAGGACAAUGAGACAAGGAAAAAAGUAAAUCAAUUGGCAGAAUCCUUUUCCAAAUUUGCCAAGGCAAAUCAUUCCAGUGAAAAGACUCAGCUCCUUGUGGCAUCUGUCGCAGACCAAGAGACCAAGGGGGUCUCCAUUCACCUCUAUGAAAAGGGACUUCUGGUCAGCACCAGCUUUGAGCUACCAGUCAAACCUCCCCCUCCCCAGAUUGGUGGAGUCACACAUGAUUGUGUAGAGCUCAUAUUGACCUCAGCAUCUGGGAAGAAUAAGAUCACUGGUUAUCAAGUUGAGUACCAAGUUGUAGGAGAAGAUGACUGGACCACCAUCCCUGUGUCUGGAAAGCCAGAGGAGUUCAAAGUGAGGGGGCUACAGCCUAGCACAGAGUAUGUGUUCCAGUGUGCUAAUGUGUGUGAAGUAGGACGGGGUGAAAGCAGUGAUGUGAGCUGUGCUGUGAGAACACUUCCUCCUACCAGCCCUCCUGGGAAGCCAAAAGCUGUUGCGGUGGGGCCACAGUGUGUAAGCCUCCAGUGGCAGGGUCCACGUGUUGUUGGAGCAGGAGUCAAGAUCAAAGAAUACAGAAUAGAGUAUAGAGAGAAGACUGAGGCUGUGAGUGAGGAGGGGGAAGGUGAAUGGUGUGAACACAGAACCGGAAAUGAUAAGAUGGAUUGUGUCAUUGAUGGACUGACACCUCAGACUGUGUACUGGUUCCGAGUUUCAGCUGUGUAUGACAGCAGCUGGAGAAGUGAGAGCAGUGAGAAGAGUGACCCAGUGAUGACCCUCUCUACCACAGAGGAAGCUACAGACUCUGACCCAGACACCAGCAGAGGAGACUCAAGGGAGCAAGAACUCAGAAUUGUCCUCGUGGGGAAAACGGGAGCUGGGAAAAGUGCCACAGGGAAUACCAUCCUGGGCAGGAAAGAGUUUGAAUCCACAAUCUCAGGAGGGUCAGUCACUAAGAGGUGCAAGAAAGUCCAGACCAAUUGGAAAGGAAGGCAGGUUUCUGUAGUUGAUACUCCAGGCAUUUUUGACACGAACACCCCAGAGCGAGACAAUUUAAAUGAAAUAGCCGGUUUCAUGACAUUCUCCUCUCCAGGCCCACAUGCUCUCCUCCUAGUGUUGAGAGUGGGUCGUUUCACAGCUGAGGAGAAGGCAGCCAUUGAGAGGCUUUAUUCUCUUCUAGGAGCUGAUGCAGUCAGGUUUUUGAUCAUUGUAUUCACUGGGAAAGAUCAGCUAGAAGGACUAAGUAUAAGGGAUUAUGUAGAAUCCAUUCCAGACCCCUAUUUCAAUGAAUUGAGGAAGAAGUGUGGAAACCGAUAUUGCUCACUUGACAAUAGGGCAAGAGGAGCUCAGAGGGAUGCCCAGGUUUCAGAGCUGAUGGCCAUGAUUGUUAGCAUGGUGCAAGAGAAUGGAAACACCCACUACACCAACAAUGUAUAUCAAUCGGUGGAAGACUAUCUCCAGAAGAAGACACAGGAAAGUGUGGAAUACAUCAAGAUGCAGCAUCAGAGGGAAAUGGCAGAAAUUAGGCAAAGGUAUUCGGGUGAGGAACAGAGGAAAAAAACCCAGGAAGCCAAAGAAAAGUACCAGAAAAGGAAGCAGGAAGCUAGGAAGAAUGCUGAGAGUAAUUACAGGGUCAUUCACCUAGUGGUUGAGAUUAUUCUGGUCAUUGUUGCAGCAUGGGUUAGGAUGAAGAUGUUCAGGUAGACCUACUAACACCCAGAAUUCUUUUCAUAUGUAGUUCCACUCUGGCCUGCAUUCAUAGAGACAAACUUUUCCAGGGAGAAGAGUAGUAAGAGCUAGGCAACUAGAGUUAAGCAACUUGCCCAGGGUCACCCAGCUAAGAAAUAUCUGAGGCUAGAUUUGAACCCAGAAUCUCCAACUUUGCCCCCGAGAUAUACUGUCCUAAAACGAUGCACAACCCAGCAGCGGGAAGGCUUCACAAACCAUUUAUUUCUGAGCCUCUUUUUUCUCAUCAGAUCCCAAGACUCUUAUAGGAUUAUUCAAUCUUUAAUCAACCCCAAAGGAAAGUCUGAGUGGGGGGAAAAAGAAAUAAAGCAUAAGGACUGAAAAUUUAAAGUUAAUUAGAAGGAACAGAAAGAUGAAUAAUAAAAUAUGCAGAGAUUGGGGUUUUUAAUAGAGUUGUGAAAAAGUUUCUAUAUAAAUCAUUCUUUAUUUUAAAAGCAUCCUUUACAGACCUGGAGACUCUGUUAGUCUAGAAAACUAAGAAUCAAUUUUAUUCUAAUUACUAUAUUCCCCAAACUAAUUUUUUUAGAUUUUUGGAAAUAUGAAGUACUGAAAAAAAUUUUUAAUUAGGAGAAAAAAUAACUUGCCUUGGCUCUAUAAGAAAAAAAAAAUCAUUCUCUUUUUUAGGGUUGUUUAAGAUUUUUCUCUGGUUUUCUGACUAACUUCUUUUAUGGCAUUCUAUGUUUUUAUGGUUUGUCUUAUUCUUGUUCCUGUUUAUUCAGUAUUGAUAAACUAUAACUUGUCAUGGUUCAGGUUAUUCUUUUUUACUUAUUCUGAUUUUGCUAGGAUUUUGCCUUACUAAUUUGCUAUUUUAUUGAUUUGUCUCUCUGCUCUUUUCUUUUUUAAAAAUCAGAUUUGCUGUGUUUAAUUUUGUUGAUCUUUUAAAAGAGCCAAUUUUUAGUUUUAUCAAUUACAUGAGUUUUCUGUUGCCAUUUUAGCUACUUCUCAUCUAAUUUCAAAGACUGUUUUUGUACUCAUUUUAACUUUGUUUUAUAAUCUUUCAAAAUGCAUAUUCACUUUUUAAUCCUCUCUUUUCUGUUUUGAUUACAUAUGAUUAUGAAGAUAUGAUUUUUCUCCUAAGGAAUGCUUUAAAGGCAUCCUUUAUACAGAAAUUUUUGUAUGUGUUUCAUGAAUAUAUUUUCCUUUACAUUGUUUUUCAGUGUUUCUGUUCUAUUUCAUAUGUUUUUGACCCAACCUCUAUUUUAAAUUUCAUAAUAUAUCAAUAUAAAAUAUCAAUAAAUCAAAAUUUAAUGUGAAA
This is a messenger RNA of Monodelphis domestica (gray short-tailed opossum), 6892 nucleotides long. RefSeq lists its product as uncharacterized. Gene Ontology annotation, molecular function: protein binding; GTP binding. NCBI's taxonomy places the organism in Eukaryota, Metazoa, Chordata, Mammalia, Didelphimorphia, Didelphidae. The record is from RefSeq and is a predicted model, not a curated record.